Messenger RNA from Heterobilharzia americana, 2394 nucleotides. The record is from the annotation of a GenBank genome assembly. NCBI's taxonomy places the organism in Eukaryota, Metazoa, Platyhelminthes, Trematoda, Strigeidida, Schistosomatidae.
GUAAUUUUUAGCUGCCUGCCUGAUCGGUAUUCGGCGACAUUGUACUCUGGGUAUGAGGGUUUGGUCGUUUCUUUUAAGUCACCUCAUUGAAAGAUGGGAGUUUUUGUUUCAAGAAUGUGUAGUGAAUUCGAUAAAACAGAACGAACUACAGUAAGUUUGCUCUCUAACGAUGCGCUGGUUCAUAUGUAGUCUAGAAUUGACACGCCACAUUGAUAACAUGCAUCAAGAAAUUAACUACGGUCUGAGGCUGAAGCAGGAGGUUAACUAUGCAUUUUGGAUUCACACGUCCUAGCUUAGGGACAACUUAGCGUGUAUUAAUACACUUUAAACAUGAUCUACAAGACUGAUGUAUUUCCAGAUUAUUUUUCCACUCACAUACUCUUUUCAUCGCAAGAACGACAACAGAAAACUACUGUUUAUUGGAAUAACCCCAGUCAACAUUUUCGCGAGGAAACACGGGGCAUUUUGGGGGAAAACGUGGGGUAAGAAGCUUGGGGAAAUUUUGCAAAACCGCACGUUUUGCCCCGAGUUUUCACUGCAAUCUGCAAUACGCCCCUUUGUUUUGCCUUGCGUAAAUGUUGACUGGGACUAAGGUUGUUGUGUUUUUCAAAAUGCUACUGAAAGUGCGGCAACUUGAGCUGAUUCACUUCUGUGCCACAUUCUGUAUUGACUCGUAUUUUUGUUUCAGAAUAUCCUUUAGGUGUAUUGAUCAAGGUUGCAAGUGUUGUGAAUUUAUCUUCGAUACAUUUGGGAAAAUUCAUCCCUUUUCUUUCUGAUCAAAGUUAGGGUCGACGUGGAACCUGGCGUUACUAAAUAACGGAAUGUUUUUGCACACACACCAAUCUGAGAGAAGCUUUCCAGAUGCACUGACUUUAUCAGUGGGGCUGUGGUUUGGUGGGAUGACUACCAACUAUUGGGUCGCAGAUUCAAGCCCCGUCCCACCUAUCGAGGUUUGGGUAACUAGGUGGUAUCACUAACCUUCGCACAAUAGGUGUGGCUCACGGCCUACUGCAUGAAUACGCACAAGGUAUUUGAGUGUGUUUCGUUCGUUCAACUCUUUCUGACCUUUGUCUAAGAGUCACUUACUGUCUUUACGCUGUCUUUACAGCAAGCUGUAGAAAGCAUCAAACUUCUUCAGGAUGGGUUGUUGUCGCGAUCUGAUUACAGUCGAUCCAGUUUCUCGUUAAAAGUGUCCCUAGUGUUCUCAUUGUCGAACUGCGCUUGGAAUAGUUUUACUGAUGUCGUUUUUUAUGUCCAUUUAAAUGCAGAGAUCCGCGUACUUGAACCAACUUGUGGUCACUUUCCAAGCACGUGCUCGAGGAAAAGCAUGAAUCUUCGCUGACUAUCGGAUCACAAUAAACUUUUGAAUUGUCUUAUCACCUGUCUAGGUUUACGUAGCCAGUCAUAAUCACUGUCACAUAAUAUUUAGGACUCUGCAUCCGGUCCUUGAGUCUCAUUUUUACAAUUUACAAGGCUAAUUUUAGGUCUAAGCUCUUCAGGACGGACGGUUGCAAAAAGUAAUCUACCAUCAACACACCGCAACUGUUCAGUGAUCUGUCGGUAACAUGGAUGCAGAGGUUGAAGUAGAAGAGGAUUUUUCAGUUCCACAAAUAACUCCCAAGAUGAACUUCAACUACAGUCUAAUCGCCCUGUUUGUGUUUGUGAUAUCAUAUUUCAUGUGGAAGUUCUUCCGCUCUCGAAAUGCACAUUCUGUGACACGUCCAUCAGCUGGUGAUGAAGCCCAUCGUAAAGCCAUGGAAGCCGCAAGAGCUAAACUUCAGGCGGAGUUUGAUGCUGAGAUUGCUCGGUACAAAUCUAAAAAGCAAGACGAAGAAGAAGCAAGGAAACAAGCGAAAAAUUUGACGAAGUUUAUGAUUAAUGGGACAACCACCGAAGGCGAUGAGAAGAAGAAAAAGAAGCUAUUACGAUCGGAUGAUUAUAAUCCGUUGACUGGAGAUACAGGAACCACUUAUAGACCAACUUCACGGUUCUGUUCACGUGGUGGAUGACGUUAAACUGUCCCGCUGGACACUCAGUCAGUUGGCAUACAACUGAGUCAUAGUUUCCACUAUCUCACUAUCAACUCCAUAUUUUCUAAAAAUGAAAUUUGACAGCUGUUAAAUGACGUUGUUUAUUCGAAAUUGGAUCUAACACUUCUAAGAAUAACAACUGAUGUUCCAGGUGGAUUUUUUUAAAGUAUGGAGAAAAAUUUCUAUUCUGUUGUUAACUCGUUCAUGACUAUGCCAAAAAAGUUUUGUUAAUCUUAUUGACUUGUAAUUUUUUUUCUUUCCUGAAGAAAAUUAAUAAAUGCAAACUUCUCAAAGAGAAUUGAUAGUUUUCUUUUUUUUAUGCGGAAAGCUGUGAUUCAUUGGGUCAUGAGUUCGAAUACCGUUC